CAGAAGAAAAUAAAUAUUUUUAUAUCUCAAAUAGAUUCUUCUAACUGGAUUAACUCUAAAAUUGAACUAAAAAAAAUCAAAGUAAGUGACUUGUGCCUCUUGGAACACUUAGAGCCUUGGGGGCUUUCAACCGAACUAAAAGCAAAACAAACUCAAAGCCCUACUUUAAAAGCCAAUACUCUGAAAAUAUAUUUCUGGCCUUCGCCUGCUUUUUGUAGGCGUCCGAUAAGCUUUAAACCGGGUUUUAACCCAAUAACGGUUGGCAGCAGGGAUUGCGGGCAAUUAAUAAGGCUUCGUAAACUCCGUACUAUACUCCAGAAAUGGGGCCGCUUUUCAGAAGCACAAAUAAACUCUUUCUUUCAAGGGAUAUUCGAAUACUGUAAAUACAAAGCUGGCGAGGGAGUCGCAAGGUCUUUUUUGGGGGUUAAAUUGGCUAAAAAGCUUGAAAAACAUUUAUUAAAAUCUCCAAACCAACUUAUGCAACACUAUCUUUUGGGCAACGGUAAAGUGCAAAAGAAAAAAGAAGAGUCCGUUCUCAAAUUUCAGUUGCAAAUUGCCUUGCGACUGUUGUGCUUAGAGAUUAGAGCUUCGCAAAAGUGUGUUGAAGUUGACCUCUUCGACAACACCAAAGCGGAGAUUUAUAAACUACUGGAUCCCGUUUCUGUCUUUCUUCGAGGAAAACUUGCACAUUAUUUCAACUAUCUCGAAGAGAUGUUUGGCGAGUUGAAAACCAUUCUGGUUGAAUUAAAGGACUUCUACCUCGAAGUUCUGCCCGAUAGUGGUCCUCCUGCAGCCAAUCUUUCUAUUAAGUGCAUCGCAAAUAAGAGACGACACCCCCUAAGAAAAAAAGUUCCCCGAAAAAAAAACGUUUAUCGGACUCACACCGCCGGAGCUGCCGGGGGAGUACACUCGAAGUCUGGCGGACGGGGCCACACAAAUAGCAUGCCACUUCUGAAGACCAUUACAAUGAGCCGGGUUUCCUUGCGUAAUAGCGCCGCCGAUAACCUAGGACGAGAGGCGAGUCCGACGGGCACGAGAUUAUUUAAGCUGGCUACCAGCAGCGAGGCAAAAACGCGCUUUCAGAACACCGCCUCCAGGGAAAACGCACUACUAAAGCACGUUGCUACCGGUUUAGAGUCGCACGAGGAGGUACUAGCGGAGGAAACACCAGUCAAAAGGAAAGUGGCGACUAUAUUUAUUCCGGACACACCGCAAGUGCAAUACGCCCAAAAGUGCGCUAUAAAGCUAGCGAGGUACGACGGCGAUAAAGACACGCAAGACAGCCGAGGAGGCGGUUCUGAGCAAAGCAAAUCUUCUUCGCGGAAACUAACUUUUGCUUAA
Messenger RNA from Zophobas morio, 1341 nucleotides. RefSeq lists its product as uncharacterized. The transcript has 13 exons. NCBI's taxonomy places the organism in Eukaryota, Metazoa, Arthropoda, Insecta, Coleoptera, Tenebrionidae. The record is from RefSeq and is a predicted model, not a curated record. Bases 478 to 1341 code for a protein of 287 amino acids.